Messenger RNA from Morchella importuna, 300 nucleotides. RefSeq lists its product as uncharacterized. Lineage: Eukaryota; Fungi; Ascomycota; Pezizomycetes; Pezizales; Morchellaceae. The transcript has a single exon. Bases 1 to 300 code for a protein of 99 amino acids. The record is from RefSeq and is a predicted model, not a curated record.
AUGCACCCUCCUAAGAUUAGGGGGAAGAAGACCAAGGCUGGUAAUCGGGAGAUUACCGACCUGGACGACGAUGUCCGGUUUGGGGACCCCGAGAAUGAGAUAUAUGACCUAUCUGACGUAUCCGGUGACGAUGGAGCCAAGGGUCGCCCAAACGGUCCUCGGUGCUGGGAGGGGGGUGUCUCUCCGGCUUCUCCGGACGCCUCCCAGCAUACCGAUGAAGACGGGGAGGACGACCGGGAGAACGACGAUGCAGACACGAUCCAAUCGGGCGACGACGCCCUAUUAGGUAUCCUAGCCUAA